Messenger RNA from Sebastes umbrosus (honeycomb rockfish), 968 nucleotides. It is a transcript of the gene sft2d2a, whose product is annotated as SFT2 domain containing 2a. Bases 224 to 712 code for a protein of 162 amino acids. The record is from RefSeq and is a predicted model, not a curated record. The transcript has 8 exons. Gene Ontology annotation, cellular component: membrane. Gene Ontology annotation, biological process: vesicle-mediated transport. NCBI's taxonomy places the organism in Eukaryota, Metazoa, Chordata, Actinopteri, Perciformes, Sebastidae.
GCUCCUCCUCUCAGGUGAUGAAGUCAUCCACCUGUCUCCAAGUGAGCUACCUGUCUACCUGUCAGCUCCUCAGGUUGGCAGCAGCAGCCACGUGUCACGUGACUGGUUGUUGAGCAUCCGACAGAUUUGAGGAAACCGGCAACUUUCCUCUCGAGCUCCAGGAAACAACAACAAUAACUUUUUCACUAAACUACCUGAGCUUUAAACUCACCUUUCAGUCAUUAUGGAUAAAUUAAAGUCGGUUCUGAGCGGUGAGGAGGCGCGCAGAGAUGACCGAACCGUCAUGCAGACUGUGAAUGAAGCCUCGACUCUUGGCUGGGGGACUCGUGUGAAGGGAUUCGUCGCCUGUUUCGUGGUGGGGGGCGUGUGCACACUUCUGGGAGUGUGCAUGCUCUUCAUCCCCAGGAUCGGACUCACCCUCUUCAUUGUUUUCUACACUUGUGGAAACAUCUGUACUCUGUGCAGUACCAUGUUUCUGAUGGGUCCAAUGAAGCAGGUGAAAAGGAUGUGUGACAAAACGAGAGCUCUGGCCACCACGAUUAUGAUUACGUGCCUUGUGUUGACUCUCUGCGCUGCCUUCUGGUGGAAGAACUUUGGACUCGCUUUGUUAUUUUGCAUCUUGCAAAUCUUGUCGUUUACCUGGUACAGUCUGUCCUACAUCCCGUUUAUCAGGGAUGCGAUACUGAAGCUGGUGUCGAUGUGCAUUAAGUGAGCCCGUCUGUGUUUGGACGGUUUCCGGCUGGAUGAAGUUAUUUUUUAUAUAGUGGCGGGUCUCUUCUCCUCAGAGAGUCUGAGACGCUUCCUGUUUUAUCUCCACAGAUGUUUAUUUUUUCUUGUUUGUGCUUCAUUCAUUGAGCUGAUUGGUUUGUUGGUAUGUAUUGAUCACUUAUACCAGUUUUAAUGAGUGCGGGCUUGAUUUUGUAAUAUGUGUAAAUAUUUGUAAUAAAUGAAUGUUUUUUGUAAAUCAA